AUGAAAGCAGUGCCUGAGAUCUCUGCCCUCGUCGAGGCCCUCGUCACUCGUUUCGCAGGGACCAAGGACCGCGGAAGCUUGGCCCGCGCAUUGUCGAACUCGGCGAAAUUGCGUUCAGCCUUCUCUGCGGAAAUCAUGAAGGAUUUGAACGUGAUCCAGGAGUUGUGCGGGGCCUCGACUUCGUCCGCGGCCGCGUCCUCGUCUUGGUCCUUCGCCGCGCAGAGAUGGGACAGCAUGUUGCAGGUUCUGUGCCUGUGCAGCAUGCGGAUUUCUGAGAUCCUUGACUUUCUCUGCAAAACUGCUCGCAGCAAGCUCGACAAGGAGAAUGCUGCCUGGGCGAAGCGCAUGCUGGACUUCUUCACCUUGGAGAACAUCGUGCACAUGGCCCUCGUCACCGAGUUCCUGGAGGCCUGCAAGCCAUAUGUCCACAAGAUGGACAACAAGGGCGGGAGCGUGAAGUCCGGCUCAGCUUCGCGGCAGUGCUCCCGGCCCUCGAGGAUCAGCCAGCAUGGUAUGGCUGCAGCCAGUCUUCGAGACAAGUUGGCACAGCUGUUCUCGUUUCAGUACAAGGGUCAGCCACACCGUCCUCUCGUCCUCGAUGCCCGCUUCACAGCUGGGUACUUGCAGAUUGUGACAGCCGCCCUCGGCCUAG
Molecule: messenger RNA, 652 nt
Organism: Symbiodinium sp. CCMP2592
Lineage: Eukaryota; Dinophyceae; Suessiales; Symbiodiniaceae
Source: the annotation of a GenBank genome assembly